Messenger RNA from Carassius carassius (crucian carp), 441 nucleotides. RefSeq names its product glutathione S-transferase theta-1-like. Gene Ontology annotation, molecular function: glutathione transferase activity. The record is from RefSeq and is a predicted model, not a curated record. Gene Ontology annotation, cellular component: cytoplasm. The transcript is spliced from 4 exons. Gene Ontology annotation, biological process: glutathione metabolic process. Lineage: Eukaryota; Metazoa; Chordata; Actinopteri; Cypriniformes; Cyprinidae. The coding region runs from base 1 to 441 and encodes 146 amino acids.
AUGGCUGGCAGACAGGCUGUGAAAGCAUACUUAGAUCUCGUGUCUCAGGCCUGCAGGGCUAUACUAAUAUUCCUCAAAGACAACAAAAUACCACAUACAGUGGAGAACAUUGCCAUACGAAAAGGAGAGCAGAAAACACCCGAGUUCACCAAACUCAACCCCAUGCAAAAACUGCCCGUGUUGGUGGACAAUGGAUUUGUUCUCACUGAGAGUGAUGCCAUAUUGAAGUAUCUGGCGACAGCCUACAAUGUCCCUGAUCACUGGUACCCCAAACUGCCAGAGAAGAGAGCCCGAGUGGAUGAGUACACAGCCUGGAAUCACGCCAACACACGCACACACAUUUCCUCCGUCUUCUUGCAUGAGGUUUUACUUCCACGCAUGGGACAGCAGACAAAUCCGGAGGAGCUUGAAAAGGCGCUGGCAGACCUGGUGGCACACUAG